Penicillium crustosum is the source of this 2400-nucleotide messenger RNA. Its product is annotated as elongation factor G. Gene Ontology annotation, biological process: mitochondrial translational elongation. Bases 1 to 2400 code for a protein of 799 amino acids. Gene Ontology annotation, cellular component: mitochondrion. Gene Ontology annotation, molecular function: GTP binding; translation elongation factor activity; GTPase activity. The record is from RefSeq and is a predicted model, not a curated record. The transcript has 4 exons. Lineage: Eukaryota; Fungi; Ascomycota; Eurotiomycetes; Eurotiales; Aspergillaceae.
AUGCGGUCUCCUUCUCUUGCACGGUUACAAUCCCGCGCGGUGUCUGGUUUGACCAGAUCAGCUCGUUUCCAACCCCAGACUCUUCUGCGCCAGCGAUGCGCUUCUACAGCCGCGUUCCGGUCCGCCGCUGUUGCGCCGACUUAUCAGUCGAAGUUGGGACAAUGGGACCAGCGCCGAAAUGCCUCUGCUGUUGCUUCUGCAGUUCUCGAGGCUGCUAAGGCCGACCCGGCGAGUCUAUCCCAAGCCACCAUUAUUGACAGUCUCGAUCCGGUCGAGGCCGCUCGUCUUAACAGGUGUCGUAACAUCGGUAUUGCUGCCCACAUCGACAGCGGUAAAACCACCUGUACCGAGCGAGUUCUUUUCUACACUGGUCGUAUCAAGGCUAUCCACGAGGUCCGCGGGCGUGACAGCGUCGGUGCCAAGAUGGACUCCAUGGAUCUGGAACGUGAGAAGGGUAUUACCAUCCAGUCUGCGGCCACUUUCUGUGACUGGGUUAAGAAGGAUAAGGAUGGUGUUGACCAGAAGUACCACCUCAACUUGAUUGAUACCCCCGGUCACAUUGAUUUCACCAUCGAGGUCGAGAGAGCGCUGCGCGUUCUGGACGGCGCUGUCAUGAUUCUGUGUGCUGUCUCAGGUGUCCAGUCCCAAACGAUUACCGUCGAUCGCCAAAUGCGCCGCUACAACGUUCCCCGUAUCUCAUUCGUCAACAAGAUGGACCGUAUGGGUGCUAACCCCUUCAAGGCUGUUGAUCAGAUCAACACUAAGCUCAAGAUCCCCGCCGCUGCUGUUCAGGUCCCCAUCGGUGCCGAGGACGAGUUCGAGGGUGUCGUUGAUUUGAUCCGCAUGAAGGCCCUAUACAACGUUGGCGGGAGUGGUGAGGAGAUCGUGGAGAAGGAUGAAAUCCCCGAGAAGGUCAAGGCCAUUGCCGAGGAGCGCCGCACUAUGCUCAUCGAGACUCUUGCCGAUGUUGAUGAUGAGAUCGCGGAGAUGUUCUUGGAAGAGGUCAUUCCUAGCGAGGAUCAGAUCCGUGCCGCCAUCCGCCGUGCUACUAUUGGCUUGAAGUUCACCCCUGUCUUCAUGGGAUCUGCUCUGGCUAACAAGUCAGUUCAGCCCAUGCUGGACGGUGUUAUUGACUUCCUUCCUAACCCCGCCGAGGUUGAGAACCUUGCCCUUGACCAGAAGCGCGACGAAGCGUCCGUCAAGCUUGUCCCCUAUAACUCUCUUCCUUUUGUUGGUCUGGCCUUCAAGCUGGAAGAGAGCAACUUUGGUCAACUGACCUACAUCCGUGUCUACCAGGGUACUCUCCGUAAGGGCGCCAAUGUCUUCAACGCUCGCAACAGCAAGAAGGUCAAGGUUCCCCGUAUUGUCCGCAUGCACUCCAACGAUAUGGAGGAAGUCAGCGAGAUUGGCGCUGGUGAGAUCUGUGCCGUGUUCGGUAUUGAGUGUGCAUCUGGUGACACCUUCACGGAUGGAACUCUCGGCUACAGCAUGUCCUCCAUGUUCGUUCCCGAGCCCGUCAUCUCGCUCUCUAUCAAGCCCAAGCAGAGCAAGGACGGUGCCAACUUCUCCAAGGCCAUGGCCCGCUUCCAGAGAGAGGACCCUACUUUCCGUGUAUCCUACGAUAGCGAGAGUGACCAGACCAUUAUCUCCGGAAUGGGUGAACUCCACCUUGACAUCUACGUCGAGCGUAUGCGUCGUGAGUACCGUGUCGAUUGCGAGACUGGUCAGCCCCAAGUCGCCUACCGUGAGACUAUCGGCAACCGCGUUGAGUUCGACCACCUGCUCAAGAAGCAGUCCGGUGGACCUGGUGAAUUCGCCCGUGUUAUGGGAUUCAUGGAGCCUACCGGCGUCCUCGAGGAGAACAAGUUCGAGCAGCAAGUUAUUGGAGGCAGCAUUUCGGAGAAGUUCCUGUACGCUUGCGAGAAGGGUUUCAACCUCUCUUGUGAAAAGGGUCCUCUGAUCGGCCACAAGGUUCUCGGUACUCGCAUGGUCAUCAACGACGGUGCUACUCACAUGACUGAUUCUUCUGAAAUGUCCUUCAAGAACGCCACCCAGCAGGCGUUCCGCAAGGCCUUCGCAGAAAGUCAGCCCUCUGUUCUGGAACCUCUCAUGAAGACGGUCGUGACCGCUCCCACUGAGUUCCAGGGUGAUGUCAUCGGCCUGCUGAACAAGCGCGGUGCCACUAUCAACGACACCGAGACUGGUGUUGACGAGUUCACUGUCUACGCUGACUGCAGUCUGAACGGCAUGUUCGGCUUCAGCAGUAACUUGCGUGCCGCUACUCAGGGCAAGGGUGAAUACACCAUGGAGUUCAGCCACUACGAGAAGGCUCCUCCUCACAUGCAAAAGGAACUCAUUGCCAAGUACCUGAAGGCCCAGGCCGACAGACACAAGAAAUAA